UGGCAGAGUGCGUGCGCGGCGGACAAACACAACAGCAGGUCGCGACGUCCCUGUCAAGUCCAGCACGAGCCGUGGUCCGCGAUCCGGAGCCGGCAGGAGCGCAUCCAGGCCCCGCGCAGCGCACCCGCCCCCCCCCCCCCCGCGCGCCCCCCGCCUCCUCUGACCGCCCGGAAACGCACUGUUUGGUUUCAGUGGGAGAGACGCGCGCGCGGGAGACGGACUGAAUCUGUGCUCGGAGCUUUCACUUUCUGAGAGUCUCACCUGAACAUGGCUUCCACGACCUGCACGCGCUUCACCGACGAGUACCAGCUGUACGAGGAGCUGGGCAAGGGGGCGUUCUCCGUGGUGCGGCGCUGCAUGAAGAUCUCCACUGGACAGGAGUACGCCGCCAAGAUCAUCAACACCAAGAAGCUGUCGGCCCGGGAUCACCAGAAGCUGGAGCGAGAGGCUCGGAUCUGCCGCCUGCUGAAGCAUCCCAACAUCGUUCGGCUCCAUGACAGCAUAUCAGAGGAAGGGUUCCACUACCUGGUCUUCGAUCUGGUGACCGGCGGCGAGCUGUUCGAGGACAUCGUUGCCAGGGAGUACUACAGCGAGGCCGACGCCAGUCAUUGCAUUCAGCAGAUCCUAGAGGCCGUCCUGCACUGCCACCAGAUGGGCGUGGUCCACCGCGACCUCAAGCCUGAGAACUUGCUCCUCGCCAGCAAGUUGAAGGGCGCCGCGGUGAAGCUGGCAGACUUUGGCCUGGCCAUCGAGGUGCAGGGAGACCAGCAGGCAUGGUUUGGCUUCGCCGGGACACCGGGGUACCUGUCUCCAGAGGUGCUGAGGAAAGACCCUUACGGGAAGCCGGUGGACAUGUGGGCCUGCGGUGUGAUCCUCUACAUCCUGCUGGUGGGCUACCCUCCGUUCUGGGACGAGGACCAGCACAGGCUCUACCAGCAGAUUAAAGCCGGAGCUUACGACUUCCCGUCUCCUGAGUGGGACACCGUGACGCCCGAGGCCAAAGACCUGAUCAACAAGAUGCUGACCAUCAACCCGGCCAAGAGGGUCACCGCCACCGACGCCCUCAAACACCCCUGGAUCUGCCAACGCUCCACCGUGGCGUCCAUGAUGCACAGGCAGGAGACCGUGGAGUGCCUCAAGAAGUUCAACGCCAGGAGGAAACUGAAGGGCGCCAUCCUGACGACGAUGCUCGCCACCCGUAACUUCUCAGCAGCCAAGAGCCUGCUGAACAAAAAGCCGGACGGAGUCAAGGAGCCUCAAACCACCGUUAUCCACAACCCGACCGAUGGAAACAAGGAGUCCAGCGAGAGCGCCAACACCACCAUCGAAGACGAGGACGUGAGAGCCCGGAAGCAGGAGAUCAUCAAGGUGACGGAGCAGCUGAUUGAAGCCAUCAAUAACGGCGACUUCGAGGCAUACACGAAGAUCUGCGACCCUGGACUCACGUCCUUCGAGCCCGAGGCUUUGGGGAACUUGGUGGAGGGAACCGACUUCCACCGCUUCUACUUCGAGAACGCCCUGUCCAAGGGGAAGCAGCCCAUCCACACCAUCCUGCUCAACCCCCACGUGCACCUGAUCGGCGAGGAGGCGGCGUGCAUCGCCUACAUCCGCCUGACGCAGUACAUCGACGGCGCCGGCCUGCCGCGCACCAUGCAGUCCGAGGAGACGCGCAUCUGGCACCGCCGCGACGGCAAAUGGCAGAACAUCCACUUCCACCGCUCCGGGUCGCCCACCGUGCCCACCAACUGAGACGCCGUCCUCACAUUACGAACGUCCUCCGGCCUACAGCGAGUCAGCUGACCAUGCCCCGCCCCCCACACGUCACCAUCAGAGCCCCUCCCCCCAAAUU
Molecule: messenger RNA, 1849 nt
Organism: Salarias fasciatus (jewelled blenny)
Lineage: Eukaryota; Metazoa; Chordata; Actinopteri; Blenniiformes; Blenniidae
Gene: camk2d1
Product: calcium/calmodulin-dependent protein kinase (CaM kinase) II delta 1
Exons: 19
Coding region: 268-1749 (493 amino acids)
Biological process (GO): protein phosphorylation
Molecular function (GO): calmodulin binding; calcium/calmodulin-dependent protein kinase activity; ATP binding
Source: RefSeq, a predicted model, not a curated record